AUGGUAGAAAAAAAAUAUUACAAAAUCUUAGAAAUAAAUGAGGGCGCAACCCAAGAAGAAAUAAAAAAAAAUUAUCGGAGAUUAGCUUUAAUAUGGCAUCCGGAUAAAAAUCCUAACAACAUAGAAGAAGCUGAAAAGAAAAUCAAAGAAAUCAAUUUUGCUUAUGAGGUUUUGAGUAACAAAAAUGGGUCAGUUGAAAAAUAUGGCUGUGAUUAUGGUGAAGAAAUUUCAGACGGAAAAUCAGCGGUGAAAAAGUAUUCAAAUGAAAAAAUGAACUGGAUUUUUACUGAACUUCGCAACUUCAAAAUGAAUUAUGAAACAAACGCAAGAAUCGCAGGGGAAAAUGGAGAAGAACCGCCAAUAAUAAGUGAUUAUCACUUAAUAAGAGGAAAAAGAUUAUUACAAAUACUUUAUUCAUAUUAUUUCCCAAUAUAUAAAAAAAUGGGCUGGGUCAAUUUUCAUCAAAAAUAUGUUUCCGUUUUUGAGGAUAAUGGUCUUGAGAAACUUAAUUUUGCCCGUGGCAAGAUGGGAUUAAAUGAACUUACUGAUAAAGAAUUAGGACUUGUAGAAGGAAAAAACCAAAAUGAAAGUCCAAAAAUUCCAGGUAAUAAAGAGCCUGACAAGAUAGAUGGAAAUCAAGAAAAACCAAAAAUUAAAGAUGGUAUUGCUAAUAUUGAGGAGUACAACAAUUUAUACUAUUCUGGAAAUCACGAAACCAUUCGUAAAUAUUGA
This is a messenger RNA of Ambispora gerdemannii, 732 nucleotides long. The record is from the annotation of a GenBank genome assembly. Lineage: Eukaryota; Fungi; Glomeromycota; Glomeromycetes; Archaeosporales; Ambisporaceae.